Messenger RNA from Rhinopithecus roxellana (golden snub-nosed monkey), 2287 nucleotides. RefSeq names its product EH domain containing 2 (gene EHD2). Gene Ontology annotation, cellular component: cytoplasm; plasma membrane. The coding region runs from base 246 to 1877 and encodes 543 amino acids. NCBI's taxonomy places the organism in Eukaryota, Metazoa, Chordata, Mammalia, Primates, Cercopithecidae. Gene Ontology annotation, biological process: endocytosis; endosomal transport. Gene Ontology annotation, molecular function: calcium ion binding; protein binding; GTP binding. The record is from RefSeq and is a predicted model, not a curated record. The transcript is spliced from 6 exons.
AGGGGGGCUCCUCGUCCUGCCCCUCCCUCCUGUCCUCCCUCCCGUCUUCCCCGCUCCGGGCCCCACCCGGCUCAGACGGCUCCGGACGGGACCGUGAGCACAGGCCGCUCCGCGGGCGCCUCGGAUCCCUGCGGGACCCCACCCCCGCCCAGCCUGCCCAGCCCGCUGCAGCCGCCAGCGCGCCCCGUCGGCAGCUCUCCAUCUGCACGUCUCUCUGUGAACCCAGUGGGCAGUGUGCAGCCACCAUGUUCAGCUGGCUGAAGCGGGGCGGGGCACGGGGCCAGCAGCCUGAGGCCAUCCGUACAGUGACCUCGGCCCUCAAGGAGCUGUACCGCACGAAGCUGCUGCCGCUGGAGGAGCACUACCGCUUUGGGGCCUUCCACUCGCCGGCCCUGGAGGACGCAGACUUCGACGGCAAGCCCAUGGUGCUGGUGGCUGGCCAGUACAGCACCGGCAAGACCAGCUUCAUCCAGUACCUGCUGGAGCAGGAGGUGCCUGGCUCCCGCGUGGGGCCUGAGCCCACUACCGACUGCUUUGUGGCCGUCAUGCAUGGGGACACUGAGGGCACCGUGCCCGGCAACGCCCUCGUCGUGGACCCGGACAAGCCCUUCCGCAAACUCAACCCCUUCGGAAACACCUUCCUCAACAGGUUCAUGUGUGCCCAGCUCCCCAAUCAGGUCCUGGAGAGCAUCAGCAUCAUCGACACCCCGGGUAUCCUGUCGGGUGCCAAACAGAGAGUGAGCCGCGGCUACGACUUCCCUGCCGUGCUGCGCUGGUUCGCGGAGCGCGUGGACCUCAUCAUCCUGCUCUUCGACGCGCACAAGCUGGAGAUCUCGGACGAGUUCUCGGAGGCCAUCGGCGCGCUGCGAGGCCAUGAGGACAAGAUCCGCGUGGUGCUCAACAAGGCCGACAUGGUGGAGACGCAGCAGCUGAUGCGCGUCUACGGCGCGCUCAUGUGGGCGCUGGGCAAGGUGGUGGGCACGCCCGAGGUGCUGCGUGUCUACAUCGGCUCCUUCUGGUCCCAGCCUCUCCUCGUGCCCGACAAUCGGCGCCUCUUCGAGCUGGAGGAGCAGGACCUCUUCCGCGACAUCCAGGGCCUGCCCCGGCACGCCGCCUUGCGCAAGCUCAACGACCUGGUGAAGAGGGCCCGGCUGGUGCGGGUUCAUGCUUACAUCAUCAGCUACCUGAAGAAGGAGAUGCCCUCUGUGUUUGGGAAGGAGAACAAGAAGAAGCAGCUGAUCCUCAAACUGCCCGUCAUCUUUGCGAAGAUUCAGCUGGAACAUCACAUUUCCCCUGGUGACUUUCCUGACUGCCAGAAAAUGCAGGAGCUGCUGAUGGCGCACGACUUCACCAAGUUUCACUCGCUGAAGCCGAAGCUGCUGGAGGCGCUGGAUGAGAUGCUGACGCACGACAUCGCCAAGCUCAUGCCCCUGCUGCGGCAGGAGGAGCUGGAGAAUACCGAGGUGGGCGUGCAGGGGGGCGCUUUUGAGGGCACCCACAUGGGCCCGUUCGUGGAGCGGGGACCUGACGAGGCCAUGGAGGACGGCGAGGAGGGCUCGGACGACGAGGCCGAGUGGGUGGUGACCAAGGACAAGUCCAAAUACGACGAGAUCUUCUACAACCUGGCGCCUGCCGACGGCAAGCUGAGCGGCUCCAAGGCCAAGACCUGGAUGGUGGGGACCAAACUCCCCAACUCAGUUCUGGGGCGCAUCUGGAAGCUGAGCGACGUGGACCGCGAUGGCAUGCUGGAUGACGAGGAGUUCGCGCUGGCCAGUCACCUCAUCGAGGCCAAGCUGGAGGGCCAUGGGCUACCCGCCAACCUGCCCCGUCGCCUGGUGCCACCCUCCAAGCGGCGCCACAAGGGCUCCGCCGAGUGAGCCGGCACCCCUCCCAUGGCCCUGCUGUGGCUCCCCAGCUCCAGUCGGCUGCACGCACACCCCUGCCCCAGCUCACACAUGCCCUGCCUGCCCUCCCUGCCCAGCUGUAAGGACCGGGGGUCUCCCUCCCCACCACCGCCAGACACCCCGGUGGAAGGAUUUAGAGGGGACCACGGGAGGGACAAGGCUUCUCUGUCCGCCCUUCACACCUCCAGCCUCACGUUCACUUAGGCACAUCACACAGACACUGGCACGCGCAGGCAUCCAUCCAUCCUUCAUUCAAAUAUUUAUUGAGCACCUACUAUGUGCCCAGCCUUGUUCUAGGCACCGGGCAUUACCACAGAGAACAAAAUAGACAAAUACAUCUGCCCUCAUGGAAGGUGACAUUCCCAGGAGAGGGUACUUACACA